Messenger RNA from Rana temporaria (common frog), 2709 nucleotides. Its product is annotated as gastrula zinc finger protein XlCGF26.1-like. Gene Ontology annotation, biological process: regulation of transcription by RNA polymerase II. Gene Ontology annotation, molecular function: RNA polymerase II cis-regulatory region sequence-specific DNA binding; DNA-binding transcription factor activity, RNA polymerase II-specific. The record is from RefSeq and is a predicted model, not a curated record. The transcript is spliced from 4 exons. Bases 52 to 1716 code for a protein of 554 amino acids. NCBI's taxonomy places the organism in Eukaryota, Metazoa, Chordata, Amphibia, Anura, Ranidae.
ACACAGGAAGGUCACAUCAUCCCUCACCAUCAGCAGGUUCAGUGUGAAGUGAUGAAAGACAUCAAACGUGAGAUUAAAGAGGAAGAAGAAGAGAUCUUGGUGAGUGGAGAUCAGCAGUCUAUGAAGGAGGGGGAGACGAUUGUGGAAACUAAACAGGAGGAAUCGUCCGUUUACAUUGGCAUACAUGGACAUUAUGUCGGAAGUGCAUCAGAGGGACAUCCUAUUUCAUCUCGGGAUCAUCGUGCAAAAGACAAAAGCAUCUCCCAAUAUUCUCCAGGAGGGAAUCCUUUACAGACCUCAAUGGAUCCCCGUAAUCCUGAGGGAUCUUCUCCUAAACCCCACACUGUGACUUCAGAUGUCCAUCUAAGUUCUCACAGUGCAGAUCAAUCGGCCUCCACAUCUCAUCCCAAGAAAGCAGAACAUCUGACCCAACAAACAAUUUACACCGGAGAACGUCCUUUCUCCUGUCCAGAGUGCGGGAAAUGUUUCACCAGUAAACAAGUCCUCCAAAGACAUCUGAUAAUCCACACUGGAGAGCGUCCUUUCUCAUGUACAGAGUGUGGAAAAUGUUUUGCCUUUAAUGGAGACCUCCGUAAACAUCUGAUAGUUCACACUAGAGCGCGUCCUUUCUCAUGUUCUGAGUGCGGGAAAUGUUUCUCCAGUAAACAAAUCCUCCAAAGACAUCUGGUAGUUCACACUGGAGAACGUCCUUUCUCCUGUUCAGAGUGCGGGAAAUGUUUCCCCAGUAAACGAGGCCUCCAAAGUCAUCUGAUAAUCCACACUGGAGAGCGUUCUUUCCCGUGUACAGAGUGUGAAAAAUGUUUCAUCCAUAAGGGAGACCUCCGUAAACAUCUGAUAGUUCACACUAGAGAGCAUCCUUUCUCAUGUCCCGAGUGCGGGAAAUGUUUCACCAGUAAACAGGGCCUCCAAAGUCAUCUGAUAGUCCACACUGGAGGGCCUCCUUUCUCAUGUACAGAGUGUGAAAAAUGUUUCAUCCAUAAAGGAGACCUCCGUAAACAUCUGAUAGUUCACACUAGCGAGCGUCCUUUCUCAUGUUCCGAGUGCGAAAAAUGUUUCACCAGUAAACAAGGCCUCCAAAGACAUCUGUUAGUUCACGCUAGAGAGCCUCCUUUCUCAUGCUCCGAGUGCGGGAAAUGUUUCACCAGUAAACGAGGCCUCAAAAGACAUCUGAUAGUUCACACUAGAGAGUCUCCUUUCUCAUGCUCCGAGUGCGGCAAAUGUUUCUCUCAGAAAGCCAAACUUCUUUGCCACCAGAGAAGUCACACGGGGGAGCGUCCUUUUUCAUGUUCAGAGUGCGGGAAAUCUUUCAACCAUAAAAUAAGCCUUACUUAUCACCAGAGAAGGCACACGGGUGAUUAUCCUUUUGCAUGUUCAGAGUGCGGGAAACGUUUUGUGCGGAAACAAACAUUUAUUAAGCACCAGAGAAUUCACACCGGCGAGCGUCCUUUCUUAUGUUCGGAGUGUGGAAAAAGUUUCAAUGGGAGACAUAACCUUGACAUGCACCAGAGAAUUCACACUGACGAGCGUCCUUAUGCAUGUUCCGAGUGCGGGAAAUGUUUCAGAGAGAAAGGGAAACUUACCGUGCACCAGAGAAUUCACACGGGCGAGCGUCCGUUCUCAUGCUUAGAGUGCGGGAAAUGUUUCACUAUAAAACAACACCUGAGUAAACACCAAAAAAUUCAUAUGGGUGAGUGACCAUUUUUUUCCAUGUUCAGAGUGCGGGAAAUUAUGCACUCAGAAAGUGCAAUGAAACAAGGUCGUGCAUUGACGUCAAUGAGACGAGGUCGUGCAUUGACGUCAAUGAGACGAGGUCGUGCAUUGACGUCAAUGAGACGAGGUCGCGCAUUGACGUCAAUGAGACGAGAUCCUGCAUUGACAUAAAUGAGACGAGAUCCUGCAUUGACAUAAAUGAGACGCGGUCCUGCAUUGACAUCAAUGAGACGCGGUCCUGCAUAGACACCAGUGAGACGUGGUUGGGCAUUGACGUCAAUGAGACGAGAGUUCCUGCAUUGAACAGUUAUAUACAAAUUAAUCCAAAUAGCACUCCACAAACUGUAUCUAAAUAAAGUUUGUAAAACCGACACGUGUGAUUUGCGUAUAUUCUUUGUUUCUUUGAACAUUGCAACACCCACCCCCAUGCGCAAACUUCAAAACCAAAGAUCGUGCCCGGCAACUCCUAUGUGGGUUCACACUGUGACAGUGAGGAAUUUCUUAGCUCGGUGGUAGUGCAUAUAAGUGAGUCCAGUCCACUUCAGCAACUCUGCUUACCCUUUUCUGGACCGCCCCCAUAGCAGAUACAGUGAGACGCGAUCCUGCAUUGACAUCGGUGAGACGUGGUCGUGCAUUGACGUCAAUGAGACGCGGUCGUGCAUUGAUGUCAGUGAGACGCGAUCCUGCAUUGACAUCAAUGAGACCAGAUCCUGCAUUGACAUCAAUGAGACCAGAUCCUGCAUUGACGUUAAUGAGACGCAGUCGUGCAUAGACGCCAGUGAGACGUGGUUGUGCAUUGACGUCAAUGAGACACGGUCGUGCAUUGACAUCAAUGAGACGCGGUCCUGCAUAGACACCAGUGAGACGUGGUUGGGCAUUGACGUCAAUGAGACGAGAGUUCCUGCAUUGAACAGUUAUAUACAAAUUAAUCCAAAUAGCACUCCACAAACUGUAUCUAAAUAAAGUUUGUAAAACCGA